AUGAGCCUCAUCCCCUCGGAUCAAGCUAAGUUCCGAAGGAUCAAUAGGGAUACUAUCGCCGAAUUAAUACCAAAAGGUCUGGCCUUUACCCGUCGAAGGAUACUCAAGAGUACAGACCAGGACAAGCGUCUGGGAGUGAAAGAGGACGGCGUGAAUACCGGCGCCGGAGAGCGGGUUGCAAGACUAGAGCGACUGAGUGUUGACACAGCGUCUCUCUCUCUCUCUCACUCUUGCUACUUGAGAGGCAGUAAGGUGGCAGGAGUUCCCAGGAGUGGCAUUGUUGCCGGCGGCUCUGUACACACCUCUCACACCCCCUUGACCCCCAUCACCGUCGCUGCCAUCCCCCCCAUCACCGUCGCUGCCAUCUCCCCCAUCACCGUCGCUGUCAUCCCCCCCAUCACCGUCGCUGCCAUCCCCCCCAUCACCGUCGCUGCCAUCCCCCCCAUCACCGUCGCUGCCAUCCCCGCCAUCACCGUCGCUGCCAUCCCCCCCCAUCACCGUCGCUGCCAUCCCCCCCAUCACCGUCGCUGCCAUCCCCUCCAUCACCGUCGCUGCCAUCCCCUCCAUCACCGUCGCUGCCAUCCCCCCCAUCACCGUCGCUGCCAUCCCCCCAUCACCGUCGCUGCCAUCUCCCCCAUCACCGUCGCUGCCAUCCCCUCCAUCACCGUCGCUGCCAUCCCCUCCAUCACCGUCGCUGCCAUCCCCCCAUCACCGUCGCUGCCAUCCCCCAUCACCGUCGCUGCCAUCCCCCAUCACCGUCGCUGCCAUCCCCCAUCACCGUCGCUGCCAUCUCCCCCAUCACCGUCGCUGCCAUCCCCCAUCACCGUCGCUGCCAUCCCCAUCACCGUCGCUGCCAUCCCCCAUCACCGUCGCUGCCAUCUCCCCCAUCACCGUCGCUGCCAUCCCCCAUUACCGUCGCUGCCAUCCCCAUCACCGUCGCUGCAAUCCCCCCAUCAUCGUCGCUGCCAUCCCCCCAUCAUCGUCGCUGCCAUCUCCCCCAUCACCGUCGCUGCCAUCCCCUCCAUCACCGUCGCUGCCAUCUCCCCCAUCACCGUCGCUGCCAUCCCCCCCAUCAUCGUCGCUGCCAUCCCCUCCAUCACCGUCGCUGCCAUCUCCCCCAUCACCGUCGCUGCCAUCCCCUCCAUCACCGUCGCUGCCAUCUCCCCCAUCACCGUCGCUGCCAUCCCCCCCAUCACCGUCGCUGCCAUCCCCUCCAUCACCGUCGCUGCCAUCUCCCCAUCACCGUCGCUGCCAUCCCCCCAUCAUCGUCGCUGCCAUCCCCCCCAUCACCGUCGCUGCCAUCCCCCCCAUCACCGUCGCUGCCAUCCCCCCCAUCACCGUCGCUGCCAUCCCCACCAUCACCGUCGCUGUCAUCCCCCCAUCACCGUCGCUGCCAUCCCCCCAUCACCGUCGCUUCCAUCCCCCCAUCACCGUCGCCGCCAUCCCCCCAUCACCGUCGCUGCCAUCCCCCCAUCACCGUCGCUGCCAUCCCCUCCAUCACCGUCGCUGCCAUCCCCCCAUCACCGUCGCCGCUAUCCCCCCAUCACCGUCGCUGCCAUCCCCCCAUCACCGUCGCUGCCAUCCCCCCAUCACCGUCGCUGCCAUCCCCUCCAUCACCGUCGCUGCCAUCCCCCCAUCACCGUCGCCGCCAUCCCCCCAUCACCGUCGCUGCCAUCCCCCCCAUCACCGUCGCUGCCAUCCCCCCAUCACCGCUGCCAUCACCCACUGUCCUUAAAGGGUCCGGUGACUGAGUAG
Molecule: messenger RNA, 1755 nt
Organism: Procambarus clarkii (red swamp crayfish)
Lineage: Eukaryota; Metazoa; Arthropoda; Malacostraca; Decapoda; Cambaridae
Source: RefSeq, a predicted model, not a curated record